UGACCGUGGGAUUUUACUUCUCCCAUGUAUAAAGUAUAAACCCCAUCACCUGUGUAGAACCCUCAUUCAUUGAAGCAGAACAAAGAGGGAGGAGGAACACUGACGAACACCAACAGACCAAAACAAAAAUGGUGGCUUCAAUGAUUUUCGCUCCGAUCUCCGCCAAACCCUGGAAUUCUACUGCAGCAGCUUGUUUCCGACCCGACCCAGUUUCCCCAUUCCGCCGCAGAAUCAUCGCCGGCUCCAACUCCUCAUCUCCCUUAUCCACAACAGCAUUCUUCCCUCUGCAACAUUCCGCGGCUCAUCAGAUCAACAAUCUCAGGCUCAGGCCCAGACUUCCCCUUUCUUUGAAAGCUUCUUCUUCUUCUUCAGUUGGAACCACAGAAUACUUGGAGGAACCUACAACCAAUGUGAAAUUCCCAACGUCCUUGAACGUGCCAGGUUGUUCAUCAAGCUCGCUAUCGUUGCUCGGAACUGGAUACAGGGAGAAGGUGUUUGCCAUCAUUGGGGUCAAAGUGUAUGCUGCGGGACUGUACGUUGAUCAAUCCAUCUUUACCAUAUUGACUGCAUGCAAAGAUCAGUCAGCUGCUGAGAUCGAAGCGAACUCAUCGUUGUUCACCUCCAUUUUCCUUGAUGCCUCUGAGAAAGCACUAAGGAUUGUCCUGGUAAGAGACGUCGAUGGCAAAACAUUCUGGGACGCAUUGGACGAAGCUAUUUCGCCCAGGAUCAAAGCACCAGCUGAAGCCGAUAAGCCUGCCCUCGCCAAGUUACGAGCCACGUUUGAGAACCGGCCUCUUAACAAAGGAACUGUCUUGUUCUUGACAUGGCUGGGUCCCUCUAAAAUGCAUGUCUGCGUGGAAGGCGACGCAUCUUCUGGUGCAGAUGCAACGAUUGAAUCGAUGAACGUGGCUGCAGCCCUUUUCGAUGUGUUCUUCGGCGAUUCACCUGUUUCUCCCUCCCUGAAAAUGUCUGUUGCUACGGGGCUGGCAGUGGGUCACAAGUGAACAACACAUCAUGCCACCAUUUUUGUUAGUUUCCAAGUUGUUCAGUGUUGCUUGUAGAGCAAGUGAAUAACCGCUUAUGCAAUUAUUUUUUUUUUAUUUUUUUUUGGGAAAAUGAGUAACUAUUGUAUUCAUCGUUGUAUUGAUGCUAUUGCUCAAAUAACUAACACAUGUCUAACUAUACUUUUAGCUCAUAAUAUAUUUCAGCUCAUAUAUUAUAGGUAGCUGACAAAUUAAAAAA
Linum tenue is the source of this 1242-nucleotide messenger RNA. The record is from the annotation of a GenBank genome assembly. Lineage: Eukaryota; Viridiplantae; Streptophyta; Magnoliopsida; Malpighiales; Linaceae.